UAGGUUGUUUCUCGUUUUUAUUCCUUACUUCUCCAGUCGCGCCGACAGAAUGAAUAACGGUCGACCCCUGUUCAGCUGUUAACCCCACGACGGACCUGACAAGCAUGGUGGUGUGGUAUGUAUGUCGGCCAAGCCUUGAAAGAGUACCUAGCCAAGUAGGUAGGGGCCUCUCGGUAUGCUGGAGUCUAGCCCUCACUAUUGAGACAUGGGAGGCUGCUAGUCCAUGUCUAGCAGGCUUGAUGGGACGAGUCACGUCCUCACCGUAGGUCUUAAUUGCAAAGAGGCUGAAGCAGUAAAGUCAACACUGCCGGUUUUCUUGAGUGUCUCACCCACACAACAACAGCCUUAGAAAUGGGUAAGAGUUGGCCGAUGGGAUCAGGCAGAGCCCAUUCCCAUUGGGUUUUCCAAUCCAGACUCGCCCCUCUUCUGAGUCACCGUAUCUCGCUGUUGGCUUUGUUCAUACACCCAGCGCAAUUCAUUGCCCAAUUGCCAAGGCGAGCUGGCUCGAUGCUUCGGCUCUGUUCCUGAAAGAAAUCUCCGGGAAGGUUAUUCGUAUAAAAAGAAAAGUGGCACUACCGGCAGGAUGGUUCGGUGUGGAUAUAGGUGGCGGCGACGGACGCUGUUAAUAAGCUAGCGAAGCGGUGGUUAAGCUAUCGGGCAAUUGUGCUGGCUGUGACGUUGGCAUGCAGCAGUACCGUUUCUUCUGAGUCGGUUUGGCUUCGAGUUUAAAAAGCGUUGAUUGGACGUGAAAGGUUAUAGCACAUUGGGAAGGGAGACCAUUGCAUCGAAUCCAAGUUCUCGGGUACAGAACAUGGCGGUUCAUCCCUUCAAGUUGCGACGCCCCCUACCGACGCAAAGGUUAUCACAUCUGCCUAGCGAUGCUUCCCGUGUGAAUCUCAGACAGGAAAAGCAAGUCAGGGUGUGACCAUUGCGACGGAGGCAGAAGAAGGGGCGCAAUGCGAUGCGAUGCAAGGCAAUGCAAUGCAAGCUCUGCUUCUGUUCUUCAACUUUGGGAGUUUCAUGACGCGGAUGUUGUCGGACAUGGUAGGCGUGUGUGGCACACCGGUGUAAGACACCUGCUGAAGAAAUGCUCCUAUCGUGGCAAAAUAAAAGGUCUGGAACGUCCAAAGAAAUACGGUUCAGUCACCAUUGAGCAUGGGCACUUAGCCUACCAAGCCAUGUCUUUGGUGCUGCCCAAUGAGUCGGAAGUCCACCACCAAAGAACCAGAAAAGUUGCGAGGGAUGAGGGCAUUUCGAUCAAGCAGGGCAGCUCCACCACAGAAGGACGGCGAGACGGGCACCCCGUCAUUGGAUGAUAGCCUGAUUUAUUAUGUAUGUUCCUUAACAGGGAUUGUGUUCGUUUUUCUGCGUGUGCAGCCCGCAAUGCUACCCUACACUGCAUUUGCUAGAGACAAAUUCUCCUUGAGUCUCGGUGCGACAACCUGCACAUCGAAAGAGGCGCCGGAUGCGAGAUGCGUGUGUAAAUAUGCUGGGUACACAGCAUGAGAUCGUCAGAUCUCAUCAGAGCGACACACUUCAAGGGACAAAUAAGAACCCUCGGAAAGGCAUGAGGCGCCCGGGCAUAUAUCGAUCUGCAAUUGAACGAACACAAUCCCAGCUAGUGGUGAACUAUACAGAUCCAUACAAGAUCACGUAGCUUGCGAAGCAUAUCGCUGGUGGAUAAUAGCGAAAAGAAUAGUAUGGACAGGGAUGAAGGUGAAUAUCAGAUAGAGCUGAAACUCGAGACAGAUAAUAUCACAAUGCUGACCUGCUAUAGCUUACCACUUUACUUCAUGAGCUAACAGACAUCGAAAGAAAAAGUAGGACUUCUUUUCUAAGUCAUAAAAAAGACUUAGGUCAGUUUAGUGCACCUUCGCAUGCCUUUUGAUCAGUUAAUUCUGGCACCGUAGCUUAACAUCGCAAGUCUUCUUGCUCCCCAGGGAAUGCCAAGUGCUCUUGGUUGUUUCAUAGGUACCGGAUGAUAGCAGGAGUACCUUAGCUUGUCCGAGAAGGAGCAGACGGCGGGAGCCAAUACAUACAAUGGAUAUCAAAUACGAGGUGGGUGGGGGGUCUAGGCCUUCCAUGCUGUAAUUACCAACUCGGAGCCCUUUUGCUCUUCCAGCACCAUCGGAAUGUCUCUUCAAUUUGAUCAUACCAUCUAUAUCCUUUACCAAUGUUAGACCGAGUGAUACCAUAGGAUUAGAACCUGAGAACCAGCCGUAUGGAAAGCUUAUUAGCGUCUGAUCCGAUCGGCAGUGCCAAAGAAAAACGGCUUACGACCUUGCAGAUAAUCAAUCAAUCAAUCAACC
Messenger RNA from Fusarium odoratissimum NRRL 54006, 2309 nucleotides. RefSeq lists its product as uncharacterized. The record is from RefSeq and is a predicted model, not a curated record. The transcript has a single exon. NCBI's taxonomy places the organism in Eukaryota, Fungi, Ascomycota, Sordariomycetes, Hypocreales, Nectriaceae. The coding region runs from base 957 to 1316 and encodes 119 amino acids.